Messenger RNA from Penicillium samsonianum, 2076 nucleotides. RefSeq lists its product as uncharacterized. The record is from RefSeq and is a predicted model, not a curated record. The transcript has 13 exons. Lineage: Eukaryota; Fungi; Ascomycota; Eurotiomycetes; Eurotiales; Aspergillaceae. Bases 1 to 2076 code for a protein of 691 amino acids.
AUGGCGGUCCGGCUUGAUGUCAACGUCUUUGAUGGCAAGGAGGAAAAGGCCAAGAAGACCAACUGCGUCCCCCUUAAAGACUUCAACGUCUCCAACAAGACGCUCUCAGAUAUACGAAAAGCACUGAUCGACAAUGGUGGUCUCGACGCUAGCAGAGCGGGAUCUGCAUUCUGUAGUGCGACUGGCGCCCAGGUCAAUGAUUCCACAUCAUUUGCAGAUUACAUGGAGAUUCUCUCCGAGAAUGUUGGGGAGGAAAAGGAGAAACCCGAGAAAGCGGCCAAUGUUACGGUCCAUGAUGUUUACAUAAAGACGAAAGACAAAAAAAGAACCGAUCGGAAGACAGAGGCAAAGGAGCUCAUCAAGCAGGAGCUGAACUUGAAGCUGAGUGACAAGCCCGAACUACUUCAGGCAUCGUUGGAACAACUAGCGAGCUCCUUCAAUCGCGCAGACUGGGUGGCCGAAGGCAAUGAGACGUCUGUAAAUCCGGCCGACAUGUCUGAGAAGGAGUGGAACGCUGUCAUCCGCAAUAACAACCUUUUGAGUGCUCACCGGCUGGUCUUUUCGAACCUGGGGCGACUAACCGAUGGAUCGAAGAAGGUCAAGUUUCGCAGAAUUGAGCGAGCUCCCUAUAGUGCCUUCGUUUUAAAGCCCAGGAAAUUCGCGUCGCAUGAGAUCCCUGAUGCAGAUGUCAAGGUCGAGCAAGUAUUCCACAUCCCCCGAUUUACUGUCGGAGACGAUUCCUAUGUGGAUGCGUUCGAAACCAAAUCCUCCACAGCAUCAGCUAUGGCGCGCAGUUCAUUCUCCUCAAUAGAGGCUGAAGCCUCCGUGGAAGGCGGAGCAUUUGGUUUCAGUGCUGCCAUCAGUGCUGGCUUCUCACAGAGUGAGAACAAUGCUCUGAGCACGCAAAAUACUGCUGACAGCAGUACCAUGAACAUCACUUACAACUUUCCUCGCGUUGUUCUGUAUUUGGAUCAGUUUGGCGUCGACCUGUCGCAAGAAUGUGCGAGUGACCUAGUGGGUGUGAAGGAUGCGUCUUCUCUAAUCGCUUUCCAUCAUAAAUACGGCCACUUCUUUGCCACCCGGAUUGAGCUUGGAGGCAGGCUCUUUUCAUCUGAAAAGUUCUCCGCCCUUGGUACAAAGACCGAGGAUGAGGCCGCCACGGCCAUGAAAAUUGCCGCUGCCGCAUCCUUCUCUUCCAGUUUUGUGUCUGGAAGUGUCAGCUAUGGCCAGGAGAAACAGACAAAUGCACAGAAUUCCAGCUCCAAUCGAGCCAUGCAAAGCUCUAUUUCAUGGCAGGCCCAAGGCGGAGACACGUUACUUUGCAACAACCCUUCUGCAUGGUGCCCGACCGUUGCUCCGUUUCAUAAUUGGAGAGUAAUUAAGCAAGAAGAUGUCACCCCGCUCGGCGACUUCAUUGGCCAGAUCCCCGGCUUUGAGGAUAUCCCAGAGAAGUUUAAGAGCAUAGCGGAGGUUACAAGGAAAAAAGAAGUUGUUAGCUUCCGCAUCAGCCUCCAAGACUACCAGAGAAACGAGAAGAACAAGCCUGAGUAUCUAUCACUGCAUCAUGCUUGGAAAAUCAAGGGCGAGGUGGAAGAAGCAUUGAGCAAGGUCCCGGACACCAUCCUGGAUAUCUCCAACAACGGAUACCCGGGACUUUCUAUGGAGACGAACAGCUCGGAAAAUGUCUUUGAUAUCGAAGUUGAAACGCUGCUGAACCAAGCCCCCACAAUCGAAUUCAAGAAACGGUACCACAUCUACAAUCGUAAAAGAGGCCUGUGGCUUCGAGCUUUCACAAUCCCUUUCAAAGGCAAGGAGAUCACUCUACUCGCUGCCGGUCCCAAGAACCAGGCGACACUCUUUGAGUUCCGGGAUAAAAGCCGAGAGGGCCCGAUGCGAAAUGCCGACGACUGUAGCCUGGUGGUCUACGGGCCUGACGGGAGGCAGAAGGGUUCCAUCGCCUAUGCAUUGGAAACCCACGGCACUUCCAUUGGCGCCAUGCCUUACAGUGUCGAUAACGAGCGUUGGUUGCGUUUCACGAAUUUGUCCAUUGUGGACCAGCGGGAUGUGCCCACAUAG